UAGGGCCGACUUUGUGGAUACUGUAUUUCCUGUCUUUUUCUUUGUUUCUUUUCUAUUCUUUUGUUGGGUUUAAGAAUGAAAACUAGUUUCCCGUGUUUAGGGAAAACUUAUAGUUUGCGAUAAACAACGUUAACCACGUUUUGGAGAGCCUUCCUGAAAGGCCUUAAGGGCAAGAAAAGAAAAAGGUUCAGCACAUAUUUCUGCUGAGCUUUUGGACAGUUUUAAAAAGUAUCCCUGGUACCGCCGGGCGUUCCCACAUCGAUUUCCUGACCUCUCCAUGGCAGAACCUCUCACUGACUGGCCAAUGAUGUGGCCAUUCUCCUGGUCCUUCCCCUGGAUGCGCCCUUUGUUUAUGCGUUGGUUCAACUGGCCCGACAAUGGACACAGUGAGAUGCGCUUGGAAAAGGAUCGCUAUGUCAUUUAUGUGGAUGUGAAGCAUUUCUCCCCUGAUGAGCUGUCUGUCAGCGUUAGUGAUGAUUUCAUCACAAUACACGGCAAACAUGAAGACAGACAGGAUGACCACGGCUAUGUGUCAAGAGAGUUUCUGAGGAAGUACAGGCUUCCUUCUGGUGUGACAUGUGCCGAGGUCACCUCCAGUCUGUCGUGUGAUGGUGUACUGACAAUCACAGCACCUCGGUCAUCUCCUGGGCCGGAGCGCAAUAUUCCUAUUUCCUGUGAAGAUGGAACACAGAAACAGAAAAUGUAGAGCAGAGCCUGACGCACCAGAUGCUGCUUUACUAUUAACCCUUUAUAUUGUCUGUUAUGUUGGCAGUGCCGUACAUAUAUAUAGAGUAGUCAUACAGUUCUACAUGUCUAAAACUGCUGUCUAAUAAAACAGUUCCUAACCCCUAA
Maylandia zebra (zebra mbuna) is the source of this 852-nucleotide messenger RNA. NCBI's taxonomy places the organism in Eukaryota, Metazoa, Chordata, Actinopteri, Cichliformes, Cichlidae. The record is from RefSeq and is a predicted model, not a curated record.